GUACUUACCGCUAAGAAGCAGACGUAAAAUAAAUUCGGCUCAAUAAUGGCAGAUAAAAAGACAGGUGGUGGCAACAAUGACGGUAAGGAAAAACGUCGCAAGGAAUCCAUUUUGGAUUUGUCCAAAUAUCUAGAAAAACAAAUUCGCGUGAAGUUUGCCGGUGGCCGAGAAGCUUCCGGCAUAUUGAAAGGAUAUGAUGCACUGCUGAAUCUCGUCCUGGACAGCACUGUAGAGUAUCUACGCGACGCGGAUGAGCCCUACAAGCUAGCGGAGGACUCUACCCGCAGCCUGGGACUCGUGGUGUGCCGCGGAACUGCGUUAGUUCUUAUUUGUCCACAAGACGGUGUCGAGAGCAUCGCAAAUCCAUUCAUAACGCAAUAGGUUAAGAUAAAACAUGUUUUUGUACAAACUACAAAUUGUUUAUAAACUCGGUUUUCAAUACAUGUAUAAAUUAAUGGAGAUAUCAUAAAUUAAAUCUUAAAUAUACCUAAUAUUCAGUCCAGACCAAA
This is a messenger RNA of Scaptodrosophila lebanonensis, 509 nucleotides long. It is a transcript of the gene LSm7, whose product is annotated as U6 snRNA-associated Sm-like protein LSm7. Gene Ontology annotation, biological process: mRNA splicing, via spliceosome; nuclear-transcribed mRNA catabolic process. Gene Ontology annotation, cellular component: U12-type spliceosomal complex; catalytic step 2 spliceosome; U6 snRNP. Bases 46 to 381 code for a protein of 111 amino acids. The record is from RefSeq and is a predicted model, not a curated record. The transcript is spliced from 2 exons. Lineage: Eukaryota; Metazoa; Arthropoda; Insecta; Diptera; Drosophilidae. Gene Ontology annotation, molecular function: RNA binding.